This is a messenger RNA of Biomphalaria glabrata, 3319 nucleotides long. Its product is annotated as aminopeptidase N-like. Gene Ontology annotation, biological process: peptide catabolic process; proteolysis. The transcript is spliced from 26 exons. The record is from RefSeq and is a predicted model, not a curated record. Lineage: Eukaryota; Metazoa; Mollusca; Gastropoda; Planorbidae. Gene Ontology annotation, molecular function: zinc ion binding; peptide binding; metalloaminopeptidase activity. Bases 182 to 3292 code for a protein of 1036 amino acids. Gene Ontology annotation, cellular component: cytoplasm.
GUCGUCACUCCCUUCAACAACAACCAAUCUAAGCCUGGCUUAAUGACCUCAUAAUCUCAGCCUAUAUCUACCUGAAAUAAGGUGACACGUACUCACAGGUAGCUGGGAAAAGGGCUUGCUACUCAAGAAGAAAUCCAAAAGGACAUUUAUUAACUAAAUCUGUAUUGGCCGUCUAAUCAUUAUGUCAGCAAAAAAGUUAACGGAUGGCUCCAGCGGCAAGACAGACUUAACAGCAAUGCCUGUUAGUAGGAACAGAGUUCAUCUGGGUGCCCUGGCAGGGUUUAUCUUGUUCGUCAUGGCAGGAGUUGUUGGUGUCUGUGUCGUCGCCCAUAUAACAGGAGGCACUAAAGAAAUGGACAGUAGAUGUGAUCCUGAGACUAUUUUAAGUGGGCAGAGGUCUGAGUGCUUGAGGCUCGCCACUCAAGGACAAAAAGAAUUGUGUGAACACUGCCCGGCUUCUAAGCCUCACAGAAAGCGAUCUAUCCAGCAACGAUCAGUGGUUUGCCUGCCUGGACAGAUUGCAACCGAUACCACAAACAUUACAACCACAAACGCUACACCCACGGAGAAGCCGAAAUUGACGAACUAUCGGCUCCCUACCUCCCUGUACCCUACCCAUUACAAUAUAGAGAUACAGACCUACAUAAUCGGUCAUAAUGUAUCAAAUUUCUUCUUUAAGGGAUCUGUCAAAAUUUGGUUACGGUGUGACCAGCCUUCUGACAACGUCACGCUUCACCUCAAUGGACUCGAAGUGGACGAAUCAUCUCUUCUUUUUUAUGGCGAUGGCUCAGGAUUCAAUGUACCAAAGUACACGAAUUGGUCACUAGAUACAGACAGAGAGUUCUUUAUACUUAGCCUUGAUGGGUACACAGAGGUUGGCAAAACGUAUAUUAUAGAAAUAAGCUACACGUCGCCUAUAAAAAAAAACAUGAAGGGGCUGUAUCUCAGUUCUUACCAAAGAAUUAACCAGACUGUCUAUCUGGCUGCAACUCAAUUUCAACCCACUGAUGCCAGAAAGGCGUUCCCAUGUUUUGAUGAGCCAGCCAUAAAGUCUACCUUCAAUGUGACUCUAGUUAGACCAAGCAAUAUGACGUCAUUAUCCAAUAUGCCAAUCAUUAACAACGCAACAACAUUUACGGAGGACGGCGUAAAGUAUGUUAAAGAUGUGUUUGCUCAGUCCAAAAUAAUGUCAGCCUACUUAGUGGCGUUUGUUGUAUCCGACUUUUCACAUCUUCAACGUACACUUAGGAAUGGAGUUCUGUUCAGAACUUGGUCAAGACCGGAAGUAAUCGCAACUACUGAGUUUUCUUUGGAUAUUGGUACUAAAAUGUUCCUCUACUUUGAAGAGUUCUUCGAUGUUAAAUAUCCAAUGCCUAAACUAGAUAUGAUCCCCAUACCAGAUUUUCCUGGAGGUGGCAUGGAAAACUGGGGACUAAUUACCUACAAAGAGAAAACAAUGCUCUACAAAGAGAAAGUGACUGAAGCAAGUGAACACUUCAACGUGGCUGUUACUGUGGCCCAUGAGCUGGCACACAUGUGGUUUGGAAACCUCGUCACAUUGAAAUGGUGGGAUGACUUAUGGCUGAAUGAAGGCUUUGCGUUUUUUGUCAUGUUCCUAGGCGUGGACUAUGCAAAACCAGAGUGGAAAGUUUUUGAUAGAUUUUCUCUCCAUAUGCAAGACGCUUUUGCUUUAGAUGGUCUGGUCUCCUCUCAUCCGUUGUAUGUUCCAGUUGGACAUCCAAAUGAAGUCCAUGCAAUAUUUGAUACUAUAUCGUACAAGAAGGGAGGUUCAGUAAUCCAGAUGAUGAGAUACUUCUUGGGAUAUGAAACUUUUAGAAAAGGAAUGAAUUUGUACCUAACAAGCAAGCAGUAUUCAAAUGCGUCUCAUAAUGACCUUUGGGCAGCUCUUACAGAGCAAGUCAAGCGUGAUAACAAAAACAUAAAUGUGAAAGAGGUGAUGGACACUUGGAUUCUACAAAUGAACUAUCCUCUAGUUACAGUUACACGUGACUGCCUUAGCGAGAACAGUCUCGUAGUAAGACAAGAGAGAUUCCUACUGAAUCGUAAUGCAACAGAGACAGGAAAAUAUACUUCCCCAUUUAAUUACAAAUGGACCAUUCCAUUGACGUUUGCAAGUAGUUCAACCCUAAACUUUAAGCAGACAGAUAGAGAUGUUUACUGGCUAGGGAAAAAUGAGACUUCAAAGGUUAUCCCAUACAGUGAUAUGCCGCCAGAGUCUAACACUUCGUGGUUCAUCUGUAACGUCAAUUUUACUGGAUUUUAUAGAGUUAAUUAUGAAUUAGAAAAUUGGAACGCUCUGGCCUGGCAACUGAAGACAGAUCAUACGGUUAUACCAGUCACAAACAGAGCUCAACUCAUCAGUGAUGCCUGGAACUUGUUAAAAUCGGAUAACUUAGAUUUAGAAACUGUUUUCUCAAUCAUGGACUACCUUAGAAAUGAAAGAGAGUAUGUCCCCUGGACUGUUACGAGAUUGGAAAUGAAUUACAUUAGUCAAAUGCUAAUAUCGAGUUCUGCAUUUCGAAGCUUCCAGGCAUUUAUGCAGAAGCUAUUAAAAGAUUCCUUUCAGUAUUAUGGAAUGGACAACUCUGGAAACUCUGUUCCAAACAAUGAAGUCAUACUAGCUAGAGCAACCAUAGCAUAUCUGGCUUGUAGAAAUGGAAUUCAAGAAUGUCUUGAUGCUAGCAAACGUCUUUUCAAGGCAUGGAUGGAUAAUCCCCAAAAUAAUUUAAUUGAAACCGACUUAAAACCGACUGUGUACUGUUAUGCCAUCCAUGCUAGUGGAGUCCAAGAAUGGGAUUUUGCUUAUAAGAUGUACAAGGAGACCAAUGAAACCGCAGAAAAAAACUUACUUCUGGGAGGACUAUCCUGUUCACUUUAUCCAUGGAUUCUCAACAGUUUUAUGAAUGAUAUACUGAUAGAGAAUUCUCCUAUACCAACCCAUGACGCUCUUCGCGUCUUAACACUUGUUGCUCAAAACCCAAGUGGAAAACCAUUGGCUUGGCUUUUCUUCAGAGAAAACUUUCAGAAAUUGACUAAGAAAUUUGGCCAGCAUAUGUUCACCUGGGCAAAUGCAAUAGACACAAUCACCAAGUUUUUUAACACAAACACUGAACUUUCAGAGCUCAAGAUGUUUAAAGCCAGCCAUGAAGGCCAGUUUGGAAAUGGAGAGAGCGCCAUCAAGCAGGCUGUUGAGAAGGUCGAGGCUAAUGUGGAAUGGAUGGGCAAGAAUCUCGAUCGUAUUAGUACUUUGUUGUCUGCCUAUGCUAAUUAAAUACAAAUAAAUUUUUAAAAAUUAUAA